This is a messenger RNA of Glossina fuscipes, 4805 nucleotides long. RefSeq names its product serine-rich adhesin for platelets (gene mamo). Gene Ontology annotation, molecular function: protein binding. Gene Ontology annotation, cellular component: nucleus. The record is from RefSeq and is a predicted model, not a curated record. Lineage: Eukaryota; Metazoa; Arthropoda; Insecta; Diptera; Glossinidae. The coding region runs from base 258 to 4352 and encodes 1364 amino acids. Gene Ontology annotation, biological process: regulation of transcription by RNA polymerase II. The transcript has 9 exons.
UUUAAAGUUAUAUAAAUCAAAAAAGCAACAAAACAAAAAAAAAAAAAAUUCAAUUUUUUCGGUGAUUUUGCGAAAACUCUGAGAGUUUUGUUCUCCUUCGCAUCAAAUAUCCAGUAAUAUCCAGUAGAAAAAGGAAAAACAUUACAGCAGAGGGCGACAGCUCAACGGCCAAAAUAAAUUAAUAUCUUAUGGAUUGCUGGACGGGUAACGCCCGACUGGCGCGUGUUUUAGUUUAAGCAGCGUAAGCUGUCACCGACAUGGGCAGUGAGCACUACUGCUUGAGGUGGAACAAUCAUCAAUCCAACCUGUUAGGGGUGUUUAGUCAAUUACUACAGGACGGGAGUCUGGUGGACGUCACAUUAGCUUGUUCAGAGGGCGCUCCCAUCAGAGCCCAUAAGGUGGUCCUCUCGGCCUGUUCCUCAUAUUUCCAGAGCCUAUUUCUGGACCACCCCGAAAAGCAUCCAAUUGUGAUAUUGAAGGACGUCCGUUUCGCCGAACUGCAAACAUUAGUCGAAUUCAUGUAUAAAGGCGAAGUAAACGUGCAAUAUUGUCAGUUAUCGGCUUUACUGAAAACGGCCGAGUCUUUAAAGGUUAAGGGUUUAGCAGAAAUGACAAAUCAGAAUACAGCGCUGCGAGAACCAGAACGCGAACCAGAUCGUCUACGACCCCACUCGCAGCCACAUAGCAAAAGUAGUACUUGCGAAAGUCCUGUCGAUGCUUCAUUCGCAGGACCAUCAACAUCGGGCUUAGCUUUGACUGCCGGUACAACAACAAUCGCCUCAGUAACAACCGCCUCUACAACUUCAAUAACAUCAACAACAAGCGCCACAAGUUCCGCAAAUACAUCCGCAGCCACGACAGCAGCGGCAACCACAAUAUCCUCAACGUCAACCAGUUCAAGUACGGUAGGUUCAAAACAUCACCAUCAUCACCAUCCAUACCAUCAUCAUCCCAGCGAACGGUGCAGUCCAUCGCCACCUAAACGUUUGCAUUGUAAAUCGUCGUCAAGCGAUCAAGAAUCACCGCUACCACUGGAUCUCUAUCAGAGACGUAUAGAACAACAACAGCAGCAGCAACAACAACAUCAGGAUGAUUUAUAUGAGAACUCAAUUACGAACCAAAAUAUAGCGAAUGAAAAGCAAAGAAGCAGUACACCGUCUCUAAGUGCUAGUGGGACCAGUCAAAAGCACAGCACUGGCCACAAUCACGGUGGCAAUGACGAGAGCGGUGAAAGCGGUCUAACACAAAAAGAUGAACCCGAUGAUCGUGAAUUCAUUGGAAUUAAUUCGCCCGUCAGAUCAACCUCGUGCAGCAUUCACAGACCAACAUCCGAUGAACCAAUGAGCGGUAUCGAAAAAAUCGAAGAUGUUGAAGACGUUGAGUAUGGAGAUGAAGAAAUGGAUUUGGAAGAUGAUGGCGAAAAUAGUUGCGAAGAAGUGGGCUUAAAUAUGAAAAUUGGCAGCGGCAGUUUGGCCGCCGCCUUAGUGUCACCAAAUCUAAAUAUUGCGAGAAGUUUAGAGAGCGGGGGUGCAACAAUCGAGGGAGACUCGGCACGCUCGACACCCCUAACAAGCAGCGAUGCAUUAACCUCAGAGCAUAUUAGACGUCCAGCAUCGCAGGGUUCACGUGAACCGGGAGGCUUAGAGCGUCCUAAUAGCAGAAGCGGCGGUUUAUGCGGCUUGCCUUCCACAUCUGGCAGCAGUAUACCUAUCGCUCUUAGUCCCGUAUCUUCGGCAGCAGCAGCUUUAGGCCUAACUAGUAGUGAUACCUUGGCUGGACCUUCCGGUUUAGGACCGGUGCAAUCGGUACCAUUGUCCCUAAAAAAGGAAAUCGAUUGCAGUGAGGAUGACAACAGCAGUAGUCGCCAUCUGCAACCUCGUUCAGCAUCUGCUAGCGGUAUUUUAGGUGGUGAACUUGAUUACCGCACUUCUCAUGAAUCGCUUUUAAGAAAUUUCGGCAUGACCACCAGAUGUCCAACGCCGUUCGCGUUUCCAUUCUCACCUUUGGGUUUGAAUCUUUUUGAUAUUGAUCCGUCCAGAAUAUUAAGCAUGUUACAUCAUCAGUCCUGGUUUACAGAAGAGGCUUUAAGAAAUCGCGGCUUACUAACGCCACCGCCUACAUCAAAGGAUUUCGCCCACCGUUUAAAUCCGUUAAGUGAUUUACUUUCCAAAGAUUAUCAUACCAAUACAAUGCAUGUCAACACUGCCGACUUACUAUUGUCCAGAACAUCAACUCCAUUGGGAGCUGGUGGUGAUACUAACAAACAACAAUUGACACAACAACAGCAACACCGUUCCAUAACACAGCAACAGCAGUACAAACAACAACCACCUUUUAAUAUACGUUAUCCGUCACCAGCUGCAUUUUUCCAUCACCAGCAUCAACAGCAGCAGCAGCAACAGCAGCAGCAGCAUCAAUUAACACAAAAACUUCAAAAAUCCACGACCAGACAAAAUGCACCAUCACCCCAUCAAACAACUACUUUAAUACAGUCGUCACCUAAGGCUACCGAAAGAUCUUCAACACCACGUCAACAGCCGAACAUACCUGAGAAUGACGAUGUUGUAGAGAUAACUGCAACGGUAACAGGUACUCCAACACCACAUCAUGAUGAAGCUGCUGCUAUAAGAGAUCGUGAUAGCGGCAAUUCAAGUGCUGCCACGACAAGCUCAAUUACCUCACCCAUGCUUUAUAAGGACUCCUUGGAGCAAUUAUUGCAACGCCGUCGUUCGAAUACCUCGCUAAUUGGGGAAGCAAAUUUAAAACCUUACUCUCAACUUUUGCUUACAUCUAUGACACCACCAGACGCAACUUCAAACUGUAAAGAGAAAAGUAGUUCCUCGUCUACCUCAUCAACACCACCUCCCGCGUCCGGUACGCCGGGCCACGGCCUGGUGAAAAGUCCUUCCGAUACCUCGUCAUUAUUCAGUGAACCAAUUGAAGAGGAAACCCGUUGCAUUGUGUGCAACGCUCACUUUCCCAAUGUCUGGCUACUCGAACAGCAUGCCGCUCUGCAACACCCUAUACUCGGACCGGGUGACGAGAAACCUUUCAUUUGCGAACAAUGUGGUCAAUCGUAUCGGUAUCGUUCUGCUUAUGCAAAGCAUAAAGAACAAAAUCAUAGAGCUCGUUUACCAGCCGAUAAAUUGUUCACCUGUGACGUAUGCGGUAUGCAAUUUCGCUACUUAAAAUCGUUCAAGAAGCAUCGCCUUAAUCACGCCUUGGAACGCCUGCACGGCAAGAAAGGAUCGGGCAAACAUCAUUUAGCCGGCAGCAUAUUUGCGGCUCAUUUUCAACAUUUACAAGAUCAAGAUAUGCUGACAGGUUCGCAAGAAACUUUAACAUUAGCUGACAACGAAGUUGGAGAAGACUUACGCAUAAGCAUAAAGAAAGAGAAAGACGAUGAUGAUCAACAACAACAACAGCAAAGGGGGGCUGAAGACCAAGACGUAAAUACCGACGGUGUAGCAGUUAUGCACUACAACGAUAAAAAUAAUAAAACUGCGCCCAUCGUGGUAUCAAUGAAUGCUAACGAAGCGCAGGAUUUAAGCAGUACAGAUGGAAUUCAUAGUACAAAUAAGAGGCCUCAUCUUCUGAAUACCACUACAUUGCCACCACAUUUAGAAACUGAUCCCUCCUUUCAUCAUCAACAACAACGUCAUCAACACCACCAACAUCAUCAUCAUCAUCAUCAUCAUCACAGUCAGCAAUCAUCAACACCAUCACCAGCGUCACAGCAUCAUUCGUUGCCGCAACAUCCUACACAUCAUCCACAUAUAAUACAGCAACUGCCCGGCCAUUUGGCCCACAACAUGACAGCUAUAGCAGCAGCAGCAGCUGUUGCUACGACACCACAACAUCAAUUACAAAUGACACCGCAAACAGCCCAACAAGCUGCAGUAACCGCGUCCGCGGUCGCCGCCAAUUCCUUAAAUUCUUUAAAUUCUCUUAAUUCAAUUACAUCGCUGAUCAAUACAGAACGAUUGCCCAACGAGCAAUUUUUAGGCCUUAACCCACAAGAAGCAUCAAUUCUUAAUUUCCUGAGAGCAGACGCCGCUGAGCGCCAGAGGGAUAAAAGACCGCCAGCUUCGCGUUUUGCUUGUCCCUUCUGCGGCAAAUGUGUGCGUUCAAAGGAGAAUUUGAAAUUACAUGUUCGCAAACACACUGGCGAACGUCCAUUCGUAUGUCUAUUUUGUGGUCGCGCCUUUGGCGGUAAAUCAGAUUUAACACGCCACUUGCGCAUUCACACCGGCGAACGGCCUUAUCAUUGUGAAUCUUGCGGCAAAUGUUUUGCCCGUGCUGACUACCUCUCGAAACACUUGACUACCCAUAUACAUAAUGCGCCACGCUGAGAUGAGGCGCGAAGGAGAAGACUCCUUCGCAGAUAAGUUACAAUAGAACUAAAUCCGCAACAACAACAACGACAACAACACUUUCUUGCAAUAUACUUAAAACACUUUUUCAAUGAAUGGAUAAGGAACGUCCAAAAUGUACACGUAAGAAAAGAAAAUUCAAAAUAAAAUAUUCAUUGACUCCUGUAGAUUCCAGAUAGGAUAAGAAAGCGAACACGCUGAACACUAAUUCAAACGCAUAUGAACAAUAGAUUAAAAAUAAUUACAGGAAUAUUUAAUUUUUUAAUUUCUUUUUUUUUUUUUUUUUUUUCUAAAAACUGUUUCAAUUGAACACAGCAAAAGAAACCCAUAUGACAUGUCGACAACAAUUAAAUUGAGAGGAAAAUGAAAAACCUCAUUGCCUUUUAAAAGUUAUUAACUGAAUUAAUUGCAAAAUUUUCUGGUUUCUUUGUU